AUGGCUCAGCUAAAGGACAGCGCAGUCGACCGAGGUUCUCCUCACGAGUCUCCCCAGUCCCAGGCUUCGGCGGAGCAUCGCCGGCAACACCGGUCUUGUGUCAACUGUUACCAGCGCAAAGUACGAUGCAACAGGAUCCUGCCAUGUACUCCCUGCGCUCGUGCCGGGCUUCGAUGUGUGUAUCCAACAACAGCACGUGCCACUUCGAACAAAGCACCGUCAUUGCAGGAUAUUUCAGACCGCCUGGAACGACUCGAGAGUCUACUGCUGGAAACACUGGGCAGGAAUAGUGCUGAACAUGCCCUGGCUCCAAAACAGGAGGCUCAGGUACAAGAAUCUCGGGUACAAGAGGCUCGUGCUGUACCUGCGCCUUCCACCAAGCCGACCUAUUUAAAUGAUGUCAGCUCCAGACCAUGGGAAGCUCUGCUGCAAGCCGGUAAUCGGGCUCACUACGUUGACAAUACAAACCUGCUUGACCUCUUCCAAGAUGAAGACCGAAUCAACCCCCCCGAACUCGAUGAAGUGCAGGAGAGCGUGCCUGGUUCAUCCAGCGGGUUGAGCCUUGCCCUUGGUUUAUCACCCAUGGAUCUUGAUUCAGGCACUGACCCAGAUCGCCUGCACCCGGACGCACGUCUCGCUCUGCGGUUAUGGACAGUGUACGCAGAGAGAGUAGAUCCAGUCCUCAAGAUCCUCCAUAUUCCAACUGCGCAAUCUGCCAUGAUCGCCAUGAUUUCAGGUCCAAAGCAGACCAACCAUUCUCUCGAGGCACUUGCAUUCGCAGUCUACUUUGCUGCUGCUACCAGCUUGUCCGAAAAUGAGAUGUCGACGAUCUCAGUAGACCCUCGGCAGGAGUUCCUUCAGAAGUGCAAGCUUGGACUGAACCAGGCCAUCACAAAGGCUGAUUUUCUGAACGAGCCAAAUAUGACGACGCUGCAGGCAUUGGCUAUUUUUGCAACGUGCCUUAGGGUUCACGACAACAGCCGCGCCGUCUGGGUUCUCAUUGGAACUGCGAUCCGGCUAGCGCAGUCCAUUGGGAUUCACCGAGACGGGGCCUCGCUCAAGCUGGACCCUUUCGAAAGCGAGCUCCGCCUCAGGCUGUGGUGGCACCUCUGUGUCCUUGACUCGCGAGCGCCCGAAGACCACGGCUUCACCAACACCAUCGAAAACCUCGAUCUCGGGCUCCGGCUACCCCUCAACCUCGAGGCUGCGAGGCUGGUACACCGAAUCUUGAUCGCAAAACCGAGGAAUGACCUUGAGACUCCCGAGAAUAUCGAGGCAAAACGCGCAGUCCUCGAACAGCACAACCAGUGGAUUGAGUCGAAGUUUCUGUCUUUGCCCCCAGCGCCAAAUCUUCGCAAUGCUGCGUGUGCCCACUACUACACAGCGUGUGCCAAGAUCGAGUUUAUGCUUCAGGUGCGCCAGGAGCUGCACCUCAGCCGGCACAGGGAGGCGCCGGCCGCCGUGUUCAGGGGCCUUGGGGAGCGGCCAUUCACUGCCGCGUGCCGCACAUUGGAGAGGAGCUGGUCCCUGGCGAGCGGGCAGAUCUCAAUGGAGCACACGUGGAUCUUCAAGACUUACACCCAGUGGUAUGCCCUAGCCUACGUCCUGAGAUACCUAUGUGCUUUCCCCAGCGUCCCCGAGACUGAGGAGGCGUGGGUGCUGGUUAAUCGGGUCUUUAGCUCUAUACCGUACGCCCAGAGUGGCCAGCUGGCUCGGGAGAGUAACACUGGGAGGAAUAGUAUUUGGAAGUGCCUGGAGUCGCUGCGCUGCCAGGCCUUGAACGCGAGGACAGCAGCUCGAGGCUCCCCUGUCCCUGAGCCCUCCACCCCUGAUAAUUCCCAGGGCGACCCAGUAGAGGAUGGGGCACUGGCAACUGAAAUCAGCGCCCCUUCGGUUGACCUACAGGAUCAAUUCUCCAGCUCUGAAGCUGCCUCGUUGUUUGCGGGCCAAGCGGAGCCUCCUCGUCUGUCCGAUACGACGCAGUUGGCGGAUCAAUGGUAUAGCGGGCUGCCGUCCUUUGGCGACUUUGCAAUGCCAGAGAUGCUUUACUUGCCCGAAUGGAAUGACAUUGUCAACGGGAGCUAG
Molecule: messenger RNA, 2085 nt
Organism: Fusarium falciforme
Lineage: Eukaryota; Fungi; Ascomycota; Sordariomycetes; Hypocreales; Nectriaceae
Product: Zn(2)-C6 fungal-type domain-containing protein
Exons: 4
Coding region: 1-2085 (694 amino acids)
Biological process (GO): regulation of DNA-templated transcription; DNA-templated transcription
Molecular function (GO): DNA binding; DNA-binding transcription factor activity, RNA polymerase II-specific; zinc ion binding
Source: RefSeq, a predicted model, not a curated record